AUGCCUCCACCACACCACCACGCACACGCCGAGGGCGCCCAACCUAUUCCUGACACGCCAAACCCACACCACUAACGACAAACGCCUCGGGAACAACCAAAACCCACAACCCCACUAUACCAACAGAAACCGGCAUAUACCUAGACAAGGACCUAAAGCCCAGAAACUAGAGAACUACACACCCACAGACCGCACAAACAUAGAAGAUGAACA
Molecule: messenger RNA, 213 nt
Organism: Pelobates cultripes (western spadefoot toad)
Lineage: Eukaryota; Metazoa; Chordata; Amphibia; Anura; Pelobatidae
Source: the annotation of a GenBank genome assembly